Molecule: messenger RNA, 585 nt
Organism: Ananas comosus (pineapple)
Lineage: Eukaryota; Viridiplantae; Streptophyta; Magnoliopsida; Poales; Bromeliaceae
Exons: 3
Coding region: 110-307 (65 amino acids)
Source: RefSeq, a predicted model, not a curated record
UCUCCUGUGUUCUAUCUUUGGACUCUGGUGUCGAGGCUGGGAGGAGACGACUGACGAGAGAGAAGGCGAUCGCCGGUGCGCCGUGGGUGCGAUCGAGAGAGAGAGAGAGAUGGGGUUGAUGGAGAAGCUGAAGAUAUUCGUCGUCCAAGAGCCCGUCGUCGCCGCCUCUUGCCUCAUCGCAGGAUUUGGUCUCUUCCUUCCUGCUGUGGUCAGGCCUAUACUGGACUCAUUUGAGACGGCAAAGCAAGUUCCACAACCAGCUUUGAGUGAUGUGAUUGCUGGCGUGACAGGGAAGAAACAGGAGUGAUCUGAUUUGCAUAGGGAUUGUGAUGUGGUGUCUUUUUUCUUCCUCUACCUUUUUCUUGUUCCCUCUGUCUGAGAACUUUUGAUCGUCAACAAGAUGUGGUUGUGCAUCCUCCGCUUUCUGAUUCUGUUGGAUAUCUGGUGCAGCUAAUGUAUUUGCAUUUGCUGAUGACUACACAGUAAAGGAAUUUCUUCUAUUAAAAGGAGUGGUGAACUCAAACUAAGUGAAUAAAUUCUGUUUAUUUUCUAUAACAGUACCUGAAGAAUGGGUCCAUUUUAACA